AUGAGUUUUAACACGACGACCACCGCAUCCAACGCGUCUUGUUCACUCGCGUCUUCUCAGAAGACGAGCGUGAGAGGUGGACGAGCGAACAAUAAAUUGAGAGCGCAAAAACAUGCGAUUGCAAGACAGAACGGAAGACGCGCGUCUUCUCUCGUCGUCUGCGAUGGCACCGGGAAGUUCGUCGUCGGAGGGAACUGGAAAUGCAAUGGAACGAUAGACUCUAUCGAUAAAUUAUGCGCGAGCUUGAACAGUGGGAAGAUCACGGCCGACGUAGAAGUCAUCUGCGCGCCGCCGAUGGUAUACAUAGACAGAGUGCAAUCGAAAUUGAAGGCACCGUAUCAAAUUGCAGCGCAAAACUGCUGGGUUAGCAAAGGUGGUGCUUUCACUGGAGAAGUCUCCGCGGAGAUGUUGAAAGACGCGAACAUUCCGUGGGUCAUUUUGGGACACUCGGAGAGAAGAUCUUUGUGCGGCGAAACGAAUGAAUUUGUUGGCUUGAAAACUAAAUACGCGUUAGAUACUGGAGUGAAGGUGGUGGCGUGCAUAGGCGAAUCGUUAGCGCAAAGAGAGGCGGGAGACACCUUGAACGUGUGCUUCGCGCAACUCAAAGCUAUCGUCGAUUGCGUGACUGAAAAGGACUGGGAGAACAUCAUCAUUGCUUACGAACCAGUUUGGGCUAUUGGAACGGGUAAAGUCGCAACUCCGGACCAAGCGCAAGAAGUGCACGCUGGCGUCCGGAAGUGGAUGAAUGAAAACGUCUCCGCGGAUGUGGCCUCCAAGGUGAGAAUCCAAUACGGCGGAAGCGUGAACGCUGGCAACUGCGAUGAAUUGGCGACGAAGCCUGAUAUCGAUGGAUUUCUUGUCGGUGGCGCCUCUUUGGACGGUGAAGCGUUCGUUAAGAUUUGCAACUCUGCCGCGCAUUCUAAAUAA
Messenger RNA from Bathycoccus prasinos, 927 nucleotides. RefSeq names its product triosephosphate isomerase. The record is from RefSeq and is a predicted model, not a curated record. Gene Ontology annotation, biological process: glycerol catabolic process; glycolytic process; glyceraldehyde-3-phosphate biosynthetic process. Bases 1 to 927 code for a protein of 308 amino acids. Lineage: Eukaryota; Viridiplantae; Chlorophyta; Mamiellophyceae; Mamiellales; Bathycoccaceae. The transcript has a single exon. Gene Ontology annotation, cellular component: cytosol. Gene Ontology annotation, molecular function: triose-phosphate isomerase activity.